GUAUUCCGCUCUGCUCUGGAUGACAGUGUGUGUAUGUGUGUGCGUGUGUGUGUGUGUGCAUGUGUGUGUGUAUUUUCCACACUGAAAAGGGUGUGAGUGAACACAGAGGAGGAGGAGGAAGAGUCGGACUACUUUUUUUUUUUUUGACUGACACUAAUCAGUUUGGUAGGACCGACUGCUGUUACCUUAAUUAUCAGUAUUGUCAAGAUGGAAGUUGCAGAAUUCCGCAAGCGAGGGAAGGAGAUGGUGGACUAUAUAGCCGACUAUCUGGAGAACAUUGAGAAAAGGAAUGUUUAUCCCGACGUGGAGCCCGGCUACCUACGAGCGCUCAUUCCUGAGGUGGCCCCGGAUGAGCCAGAGACGUAUGAAGACGUGGUUAAGGACAUCGAGCGGGUCAUCAUGCCUGGGGUAACCCAUUGGCACAGCCCAUACUUCUAUGCCUACUUUCCCAGUGCUAACUCCUUCCCUGCAUUACUGGCAGACAUGCUGUCCGGGGGAAUCGGCUGUGUUGGUUUCUCCUGGGCAGCGAGUCCGGCUUGUACUGAGCUGGAGACCGUGGUGCUCGACUGGCUGGGAAAAAUGCUGAAGCUGCCUGAGGAGUUUAUAGCAGGAACGGAGGGCGAAGGAGGCGGCGUGAUCCAGGGAACCGCUAGUGAAGCAACUUUAGUAGCACUUCUUGCUGCUCGCUCCAGGAUGGUAAAACGGGUUCAAGCCGAUCAUCCUGAGUUGACCGAGGUGCACAUCAUGUCCAAACUAGUAGCCUACGCAUCAAACCAGGCUCAUUCAUCCGUUGAGAGAGCAGGUCUAAUCGGAGGCGUGAGAAUGAAAAAACUUCCCACUGAUAGCAAGUUUGCAGUGAGGGGGGAGUACCUGAGGAAAGUCAUAGAGGAGGACAAAGCAGCAGGCCUCAUUCCCUUCUUUUUUUGUGCCACACUGGGAACGACACCAUCAUGUGCAUUUGACCGUAUCACUGAGCUUGGACCCAUAUGUAACGCAGAGGGGAUAUGGAUGCACAUUGAUGCUGCGUAUGCAGGAAGUUCGUUUAUCUGUCCUGAGUUCCGACCUCUCCUGGACGGUGUGGAGUUUGCUGACUCCUUCAACUUUAAUGCUCACAAGUGGCUGCUUGUGAACUUCGACUGCUCUGCGAUGUGGGUGAAGAAAAGGGCUGAUAUUAUUGGGGCAUUUAAGAUGGACCCACUUUAUCUGAAACAUGACCACCAAGAGUCAGGAUUAGUGACGGAUUAUAGACACUGGCAGAUCCCAUUGGGUCGGAGGUUCCGCUCGCUGAAGUUGUGGUUCGUGUUGCGUAUGUACGGGUGCCAAGGCCUGCAGCAGCAUAUCCGCAAGCAAGUCACACUGGCUAAGGAGUUUGAGAGUUUGCUGCUGGGAGACGAACGCUUCGAGAUCUGUGCUGAAGUGGUGCUCGGCCUGGUCUGCUUCAGAUUAAAGGGCUCCAACGACCUGAACGAAGUCUUGCUGAAGAGAAUCAACAGUAGUCGCAGGAUUCACCUCGUACCGUGUCAGUUGGCGGGUCAGUUCGUGUUACGCUUGGCUGUGUGCGCUCGCACCACUGAGUCACGGCACAUUCGUGAGGCCUGGACUCACAUCACUAAGCUGGCGUCCGAGCUACUCCGUGAAAACCAACACUGAGCACCAGGGCAUGAUGCCAUGCUCGCUAAUCAUUAUUCUCUUACACACAUCCUGCUGUUGCUGCAAUUCUUUCUCAUUUCUCUGUCUGCUUGUUUAUGUGUGUGAGAUCUAUCGGUGUCUGCCAAGUGAUAUUAUACAGCAAAGUCCAAAGGUCUAAGUCCACGAUUUAAAAUGAUUUUUGUGUUUUAAGUUUUAUUAUUAUUAUUAUGACAGGCCAAUUAUGGGGCUAAUGAUUCAUUUACAAUAACUUUCACUCAGUUUUGUCUUUGUUUGCCAUCAGAUCAAUUAUUUUCAGGGCGUAUAAAGGAGUUGAGAAAGAUUGCAUGCAUAAUCCAAACCAGGCUCCGACAUUGAACAAAUAGUCGAGACGGUUUCCUAAACAAAAUAAAUAAACUAGCUAGCUAGUGAUAGUUAUCACUGCUCUCGCUCCCAAAUCGUGACAAUUCCUGACUUUUUGCUGAUUUUUUUAGAAAUUAAAUGGUGGUGGACUUGGUACUGGACUUGCCUAUAUUUUCUUGCCAUAUUAUAUAUGUCUCUAUAAAGAAUUAUUAAUUGAUUUUAAAAAUAUAAAUCAAAAAUCCAAGGUGUUUUGGGUGUUAUUCUGUUGUGGUGUUCUCAUGUCUGGUGUCUGGUGUUGGAUUUGUGGUGUUGUCUGGCUUAACAGUGCGCACAAACACUUAUUGUUGUUGGAUUGGUCUAAUGGGAUUUGAGUUCUGCUGUGAUUUCUGAAAUAAAUA
Messenger RNA from Hemibagrus wyckioides, 2387 nucleotides. RefSeq names its product dopa decarboxylase (gene ddc). The coding region runs from base 208 to 1650 and encodes 480 amino acids. The transcript is spliced from 15 exons. NCBI's taxonomy places the organism in Eukaryota, Metazoa, Chordata, Actinopteri, Siluriformes, Bagridae. Gene Ontology annotation, biological process: serotonin biosynthetic process; catecholamine metabolic process; amino acid metabolic process. The record is from RefSeq and is a predicted model, not a curated record. Gene Ontology annotation, molecular function: pyridoxal phosphate binding; aromatic-L-amino-acid decarboxylase activity.